Messenger RNA from Xenia sp. Carnegie-2017, 676 nucleotides. RefSeq names its product neuroendocrine convertase 2-like. The coding region runs from base 101 to 676 and encodes 191 amino acids. The record is from RefSeq and is a predicted model, not a curated record. The transcript is spliced from 6 exons. Gene Ontology annotation, biological process: protein processing. Gene Ontology annotation, cellular component: trans-Golgi network; Golgi membrane. Gene Ontology annotation, molecular function: serine-type endopeptidase activity. NCBI's taxonomy places the organism in Eukaryota, Metazoa, Cnidaria, Anthozoa, Malacalcyonacea, Xeniidae.
AUACAGUGUUAGCAUCUAUUGUUUAGAGCAUAUUACAAAACAAAACUAAACAUUUCUUCAGUGUUUGUGUAUGAGAAGCGUAAAAACCUAAACCAUAAGCAUGUUUGCUUCAAACCUUAUGUCAUUGUUGUCGCUAGUUUUGCUGAUAUCAUUGAUUUUUCAAUGUAAGGGUAAGGACGAUGUUUUUGAUCAUAAUGUCAAGAGAGUUUGGAAAAUGGGAUAUACAGGCAAGAAUAUAACCAUCGCUGUCGUUGAUUCUGGAUUGAGAUUUACUCACAAAGAUCUAACUGCAAGCUACGAUCCCAAGCUGAGUUAUGACUUUGCAAAUAAUGAUAAAUAUAUUUCAAAUUCUGACGAGUCUGGUACAAAUUGUGCUGGAAUAAUUGCUGGUGCUGUUGGAAACAAAAUCUGCGGUGAUGGCAUUGCUUUUAAUGCAAAAAUUGCAGGCAUUCAAGUAAUUUCUUCAAGUUUUCCAAAUGACACCGUUCUUGCUCAAGCUAUGUUCCCAUUUCAUGGUCGCGGCAUCGAUAUUUUUUCAAACAGUUGGGGUCCUCCCGAUACUGGAUUCAUAGUCCAAGGUCCAGGCCCUUUGACCGAGCUUGCAUUUCAAAAUGGUGUAGCAAAGGGACGCAAUGGUCUUGGUUCAAUCUAUGUCUUCUCCUCUGGAAAGGUGUAG